Molecule: messenger RNA, 1119 nt
Organism: Enhydra lutris kenyoni (northern sea otter)
Lineage: Eukaryota; Metazoa; Chordata; Mammalia; Carnivora; Mustelidae
Product: chromosome unknown C8orf34 homolog
Source: RefSeq, a predicted model, not a curated record
AUGAGUUCUCCCCUCGCCUCGGAGUUGACUGAGUUGGCGGCGCCGCGCCCGGGCUUCCGGCUCUCGGCGCCCCACGCGCUCUCGGCUCCCGGGGCUGCAGCCCACGCCCGCGGCCAGGACUCUGACCGCCGCGCCGGGGAUAAGAGGCUCCGGAGCUCCUGUCCCGGCUCCAGUCCGGGAAAAAGGAGGGCUGUCCCCUGCCGAGGCGCACGGCCGCGCUAUUUUCCUGCACUCUCCCCGGCCCCAUCUGUCUCUCUGGCGUCUCAUCAGCAAUCCCGGAUCCAGGCUUACCUGGAGAAGAACAAGAUAGGUCCCCUGUUUGAGGAAUUAAUGACCAAAUUAAUAACUGAAACGCCUGACCAGCCAAUCCCAUUUCUCAUUGACCAUCUUCAGUCUAAACAAGGAAACCAUGGACAACUUCAAAGAACUUUAUCUGGAUCUGCAGCUCUCUGGGCAGAAAGUGAAACAUCAGAACAUAAAGGAACAAGAAGGGAUUUCAGAAGUUAUGAUAAGCCUUGGCAAUUAAGUGCAAAGAAGCCUAAAAAGUCAAAAAGUGACCUUGCUGUGUCUAACAUUUCUCCACCAUCACCAGAAUCCAAAUCAUUGCCAAGGUCAGUAGAUCAUCCUAAGUGGAACUGGCGAAUUAAACCACAAAGCCGUGAUUUUGAUGAAUUGAACCACAUCCUUCAAGAGAGCAAGAAGCUGGGAAAAGCCCUUGAGAAUCUCUCUCGAAGUAUUGCAAUUUCAGAUGAACUCGAUAAGGAAACAGUGGCAUUUAAUUCUUCUCUUCUGAGACCCCGUGUGAUUGGAGAAUGGAUUGGUCGAGAAGAGAAUGAUCCUGACCCACUGGCUGCUGAAAUGCUCCAGCCCCCAGUUCCAAGAAGUAAAAAUGAACAGUGGGAAAAUGAAGAUAAUAGCUCUAGCCCUGCAGGAAGCUUAAAGGUGGAGCCCAAGACUAAAGGAUUAAAACAGCAGCAACAGCAACAUAAGAAACUUCUGGCAGCAAUGCUCUCUCAAGAUUCUUUUGAGUCUCUCCACAGCCCUACCCCAUCUGUAACAGAAGAAGAUAUUGAUAAUGAAGAUGAUGCAAUGGAAUUGCUGGGUAAUUUUAAAAAUUAA